AUGGAGGAAGAUAAAGCUUUGAAGCCUAUCAAGGCUCUGAUAGCCGAUUUGAAGAGGCAAUUGGGUGAGAAAGAUGAGCUUUUGAGAAGUGCUAGGCAAACGAUUGGGGAGCUUCGUAAGAUUAUCUCCAUGAGGGAACAGGUUAUUGGUGAUCGGGAUGAGAGGAUUGUGUCCAUUCAAAAACUCCAAGAAUGGCAUCAAACUAUCAAUCAACAUGAAUGGGAAGGCAAAGGAAAUCUUGAACUACACUGGCAAGAAAGUUACAGACGACUAUACUCGGCUUACAUAAAUCAAGGUAAAGAGCUUAAGAUAUUCAAACAGGCGGUCGCUGGUGAGGAUGGUGGAGGUCAAGUCGAUUUUCUCCGGAAAAUGGUUUCAGACCAUGCCAAAAUUGUGGAAGGCAAGGAUCAAAUCAUUGCGCAGAAAAAUCAUAUCAUAGCCAAGAAAGAUUUCUUGCUUUUGAGUGCGGACCCGAAGGUCUUUCCGUGUUUUGAGAAUGUAGAAGUGGGUGGUUUGCGUCGGUUUAGCUAUAGCGCAGAUCGAGUCUUUGCAGAGAUAGAAUUCGAGUCCAAAGUCAAGGAGGUGCAAGUGGAUGUCGUUGGACGGACGAUCAAUGGUCAUGUUAUCAAAUUAUUGGUUGAUCAGAUAGUACGAAUUCAUGAAGACUACACGACUGUCAACGCUACAUGUCAUGAUCAGAUGAAGAUGGAAUUAACCAAGAAACCAAUAUACGAGAUAGGUCUCAGGGCUCGGGCUCGCGAGAUGGAAUAUGCUUUUGCGGCCAGAACUUGCUCCAUUCCUAGAGAAAGGAUUACACACUCGGGAAACCUUGUCCCGCCUGAAAUCGCACUCAAAUAUGGGGAUAUCUGGAACAAUUCUUCAUAUUUCGUCAAAGUUAUACAGCUCCUGGAAUUUUUCCGUGACUUGAAGAUAUGGAAUCGGGAGGGUAUCGUGGGCUGUAGGUAUGCUGCUCUCAGAAACCGUGUCGCAGGAUUGAUUCAUAGAGUCUAUCCUCUAGAAGAAUUUCACAAUGGCGAGGAAUUUGAUGCGGACGAAGCAGCCACCAAGGAAUUCGACGAAUUGUGGGAGGUCUGUCGUGAACUACGCGAUGGCCACAAAGCAUAUCGUAAGGAGCUGAUUUCUUCCAGAAGAAAUUCAAGAGAGGAUUCGAGAGAAAUAGAUCGUGAGAGCUUGAUCCUUUCCAAAACAGACUCACGGGGAAAACUUGAAAAGUUUCGUGAGAACUUUCCUCUCUUUCGAAGAGGUUCUAAGGAAUAG
Messenger RNA from Sclerotinia borealis F-4128, 1278 nucleotides. Lineage: Eukaryota; Fungi; Ascomycota; Leotiomycetes; Helotiales; Sclerotiniaceae. The record is from the annotation of a GenBank genome assembly.